This is a messenger RNA of Thalassophryne amazonica, 2565 nucleotides long. It is a transcript of the gene slc7a2, whose product is annotated as solute carrier family 7 member 2. Gene Ontology annotation, cellular component: plasma membrane. Bases 9 to 2009 code for a protein of 666 amino acids. The record is from RefSeq and is a predicted model, not a curated record. NCBI's taxonomy places the organism in Eukaryota, Metazoa, Chordata, Actinopteri, Batrachoidiformes, Batrachoididae. Gene Ontology annotation, molecular function: amino acid transmembrane transporter activity. Gene Ontology annotation, biological process: amino acid transport; transmembrane transport. The transcript is spliced from 11 exons.
GUGCUGACAUGCUGGAGCAGGUUGUGUCAUUUGGGCGCUCCCUGGUGCGGAGGAAAGUGGUCGACAUGAGCAGCCUGGAUGAGUCCAAGCUGUGCCGCUGCCUGGGAACCAUUGAUCUCAUCGCUCUGGGAGUUGGCAGCACUCUUGGCGCCGGCGUCUACGUCCUGGCUGGUGAAGUGGCCAAAAGUGACUCUGGCCCCAGCAUCGUCAUUUCUUUCUUGAUAGCUGCUCUGGCCUCUGUCAUGGCUGGUUUAUGUUAUGCUGAGUUUGGCGCCCGUGUCCCAAAAACAGGCUCAGCUUACCUUUACAGUUAUGUGACUGUUGGGGAGGUUUGGGCCUUCAUCACUGGUUGGAAUCUGAUCCUCUCUUAUAUGAUUGGUACAUCCUCAGUCGCUCGAGCUUGGAGUGGCACAUUUGACAAAAUGAUAGGAGGCCACAUAGAGGUAUUUUGUGAAACCCACUUCAGGAUGAGUUCUCCUGGUCUGGCUUCAUAUCCUGACUUCUUUGCUGUCUGCUUGAUCCUGCUGCUGUCUGGGCUACUGUCAUUUGGAGUGAAGGAAUCGGCCUGGGUCAAUAAAGUUUUCACAUCAGUCAACAUACUCGUACUCAUAUUUGUUAUUAUCUCCGGCUUCGUCAAAGGGGACUCGAGCAACUGGGCGAUAUCUGAAGAAUCCCUCAUAAAUGUUACUAUUAUUACGAGGAAUAUAUCAGUGGCAGCCAAUGUGAGCAGUGAUUAUGGUGUUGGAGGAUUUCUGCCUUACGGUUUCGGCGGGACGUUAGCCGGAGCUGCCACCUGUUUCUACGCAUUUGUUGGCUUUGACUGCAUUGCAACAACAGGAGAGGAAGUGAAGAACCCUCAGAGGGCCAUGCCCAUUGGCAUCGUGGUGUCACUGACGGUGUGCUUCCUGGCUUACUUUGGCGUCUCGGCUGCGCUCACCCUGAUGAUGCCUUACUACCUCCUAGAUGAGAAAAGCCCUCUGCCAAUGGCCUUUGAGUAUGUGGGAUGGGGUCCUGCCAAAUAUGUGGUUGCUGUGGGGUCAUUGUGUGCGCUCUCCACCAGCCUGUUGGGCUCUAUGUUCCCUCUGCCACGCAUUCUCUUUGCCAUGGCACGAGAUGGUAUUCUGUUCAAAUUUAUGUCCAAAGUGGGUAAACGUCAGUCGCCUGUGGCUGCCACCAUGGCAGCAGGCACCACUGCGGCUGUCAUGGCUUUUCUGUUUGACCUAAAAGCUUUGGUGGACAUGAUGUCCAUUGGAACACUGCUGGCCUAUUCUCUGGUUGCUGUGUGCGUGCUAAUCCUCAGGUACCAGCCAGAUGGCACUCUGGAGCGACAAGGAGGUCCUGGAAAUAAAGACUACCUGUCCUCUGAGGAGUCUGACAUGACAGAGUCAGAGUCUCACCUCAAUAUGCUGAGGAGUGGAAGGUCCACCCUGCAGACGGCUCUGCGUCCUCCUCUCUCACCCUCUGAGCGUUCGUCCAGUGUGGUCAACAUGUCCGUUGCUGUGUUGGUGCUGUUGGUGUGUGUGGUCAGCUACCUUACCACGUACCACACUGACUCCAUCACAGACGCGGAGGAAUGGAUGCUGGCACUGCUGUCCGUCUGUCUCUUCAUCUUCACCAGCUGCAUCUUCAUGAUCUGCAGGCAGCCUCAAACCAGCAAGAAGGUCUCCUUCAUGGUUCCACUUCUACCAUUUCUGCCCACUGUGAGCAUAUUUGUCAAUAUUUACCUCAUGGUACAGCUGAGUGGAGACACCUGGAUACGCUUCUCUGUGUGGAUGGCUGUGGGACUUUUGAUCUACUUUGGUUACGGCAUGUGGCACAGUGAGGAGCGCCAGCGCCAACUUCGGUGUCCUCUGAAUAGCAGCGCACAGAAAUCCAAAAGGGUGGACAAAGAGAAGCAGGAUGGCACAGGAGUAGGAAUGGACCGGGAACGUUUCAUCUGUCCACAGAAGGCCAGCCAGUGUCAAAGAUCAGCAUGUCAGAUAGUCGCAGACUGUGAGGACACUUUGUGAUAUGACGACUAACACAGACUGAUGCAGAGGAAGUAUUUUGUACCACCGUCCACAUGAUUAAGAUGGUCACAUGACCAUGUCCAGGAUGGAGGCAGAAGUGAAAGGACAGGUAACACACUGGAGAUUGAUGUUUGUCUACGGCGAAGCUUUUCAUUUUGACUGUGGAUUAGUGCUCAGCGCAUGUCACAUUUAGGCCCCUAUCUUUCAACAUAAAGAAAACAGCUUACAACCCAACACAAGUACCUUUACUAGUUUCCACCUGAAGUAGUUAUUUUCACACCCAGCUCCCAUUUUCCUUUGAUACCAAAUGUAUUUGCUCUCAUCUAAACCUGAGUUGUUCUCAGGCAAAAAGCUGGCAUAUUCCUGUUAACUGUCACAAGAAAGCGUUCAUGCUUUAGAACAUGUAAAUGCAGAUCCAAAGUCUCAUACAGUGACUUUGUGGUAUUUUAAGAGGGCAGCACUCAGACUCACCUUACCUAAGUUGGUUCAUCACACACAUACACUCUGUGCACACUGAUGGACAAGAGCACAAAUGAUAACUUGAAACUCAGUGGAA